AUGAGUGGAUUGGCAUCUGGGGCGCCCGAACCGGGCUGUAGAACCUACAACCCACAAGUUCGAGUCGGCAAUUGGAAUGAAGACAUUUGCCUCGAAGAAGACCUGCUCAACGAUUUUUUGGAGAGAAAAGCUAACGGCCAGCUUCUCAUCCAGACACGAGCGAAACUGGCGGACGUUUAUCAAGCGCCAGUAGCGCUGAGCGAGAGCAAAGACGGACAUAUCCACUUCGGAGACACAGUAAUGAUUAUGAACACAGGCGCUGCCCCGAACCAAGAAAAAGUCUUAUCAGUGUAUGCAGAGGAUAAAGAAUACGGAACCCUCUCCGCCAGCGAUAAGUUGACGCCAGUAGCCAGGAAUACGUUCGUCAUUCGACCUCAAGAUGAAUCUUUGAACGGUAAACCUCUACGAUAUGGUCAACGCUUCCGAAUCGAGUCCGUCAUCUCACCGAAACAUUGUCUUAAUUCAGAACAUAUCCGUAUUGUGGCAUCAAGCAGAAGCUCAGCCAGUCAGAUUGUGUUCCUCUCCACGGAGCAGUCAUCUAAAAAUCUCUGGGUAAUAGAAUCAUUCGAUCCCAGUCUACGACUCGAGCAUGAAGACACUCCAGUACCCCAUGGAACGUCACUCAUUAUCAAGCAUUGUCUUACCGGUCAGGCCCUUUGUGCGGCAGAAAAAAUCGUGCGCACGCCAUUUGGAGUGGAAAAGGAAGUCAAUGCAGCAACAAUUAAACAAUGGCACAGAAACCAGAAACAUGAAAAAUGGAAUAACCACUGGCUACUUAUCGCCGGCAAGCCACAGAACUAA
Molecule: messenger RNA, 801 nt
Organism: Oikopleura dioica
Lineage: Eukaryota; Metazoa; Chordata; Appendicularia; Copelata; Oikopleuridae
Source: the annotation of a GenBank genome assembly